AUAACAUGCACACAUUCACAUCGAAAUAAAGGUUCAAACAGUUUCAGAACAAAUUUUCAUUAACACAUAACUUUUUCGGCACAUUUUGACCCAUAAAGAUAUUGAAUACAUAGAACACAGCAUUAUUUUAAGACUUAAUUUAGGAUAGGCAACCAUGUCCGCACCGAAGCGGUCAAACACUAAACAACCAUUCGACAAUCAGCAGGACCUGGAGGAGUUGUAUCCCGUCGACGUGGAUACACUCAAUGACCCAAUGACUAACUGGAAGGACGUGGAUCGCCAGUUGGAGGAGGGCAUGGACGAGUUGGAGCUCAUGUUUAAUAGACUCGUAUCGCAGCCUUUGAAGGGAAAAGGACUGCCCAAUGACAAUAGUCGCAAUUUAAACAGCUCCAAUCCGAUUAUCCACCACUUGUAUGAUAGUCCGCUGCCGGUUGCCAAGGGAUCAUGUGAGCCUUCAGCUGGUAAUAGUAAUAGUAAUCUGCUCCAAAAUCCAGAAGAUAAUGACCCGAAGAUCGAAGAAUCAGAAUCAGAACAGGCGGAUGUCCUGGAAAUAGAUGCGGGAGUCCGUUUCCUGGCCAUCAGGUUCUUUAAUAUAUUACUGGCAAAAUGUUGGCGUCGGCGAACGGCCGAAGUCAACGAUCUGCACACGCUGGUUCGCAAGUACCAAGCCCAUGCCGUUCGCACCCAAACAGAGCUGCUAACGCGCAACCAAAUGAUCUGCACGCAACAGCGACGUGGGCAGCUGCUGAACAAUCAGCUGUUGCAGGCCAUCGAUCGCCUCCGCGUGGCCAUGCAAAACUGCACCGAGCUGGACACCGAACUGAAGCAGCUGAGGGAGCGGGAAGUGGCGCUGAACAACAAGCUAGCCUCCAAGUCGCUGGAGUGUGAAUAUAUAGACGAAAUGCUAAAUAACUUUCGCAGCGAUAUGUUUCACCAGCUGGCCAAUUAUCGCGAGGGAGCCGCCGAGUUGGCCAAGCAGCAGCGGCGGGCCCUCCAAUUGGAGUAUGAAAACGCCGAUCUGGAGGAUGCACUGCUAACGAUGAAGGAUAAGUUUCUCAUGCAGAACGAUCAAAUGUCGGUGGCGCUUGGCGAGAAACAGCGAAAACUGGACGCUGCUUAUGAGACACUAAGAUACUAUGAACAGGAACUGAUUCACCUGGAGAUAAGGUACCGGGAGACGUUGAGCCAAACCGGACUGGAAGUCGAACUGCAGAAGGAGGUUUCGAGUCUGAAGGAGAAAAUGAGCUUUACUCGCCGGCUGAUCUUAUACAUGGCUGCCGUCAAAUGGCAGUCUUUCCGUUCUUGCAUAUACCACGUGGUGGCCGGAAUACUCGAUUGUGUGGCGCCAUCGUUCACCACACCCCCAAUGAAGGACAAUUUACUCCGAAUAGGCAUGGUCGCCAUCUUUUUGCUAAAUGCUAGAAUGUAUUGAUUUGGCUGAAGGAUGCGAAAAGGACUCUGGCUACGCAUCCAGGGACGUGCAACGACGAAUGAGAAGCGUAUUAACUAGGAAUCAGGUAGCUGAGCAACACAAUACCACAAAUUUUAUGCGUAUAUUAGAUAUAUUUCAUCUUUAAUGUGCCCACGGUUUUUCCUAAACGAAAAACAAAUUUCGAAUAAAUUUUGUACCAGUCUUAAACUUU
Messenger RNA from Drosophila melanogaster (fruit fly), 1643 nucleotides. RefSeq lists its product as uncharacterized. The transcript is spliced from 4 exons. NCBI's taxonomy places the organism in Eukaryota, Metazoa, Arthropoda, Insecta, Diptera, Drosophilidae. The record is from RefSeq and is marked reviewed. Bases 155 to 1432 code for a protein of 425 amino acids.